Messenger RNA from Mercenaria mercenaria, 2222 nucleotides. RefSeq names its product LHFPL tetraspan subfamily member 6 protein-like. The coding region runs from base 861 to 1490 and encodes 209 amino acids. The record is from RefSeq and is a predicted model, not a curated record. Gene Ontology annotation, cellular component: membrane. The transcript has 4 exons. NCBI's taxonomy places the organism in Eukaryota, Metazoa, Mollusca, Bivalvia, Venerida, Veneridae.
AGAUGUGAAAGUUUGACAUCGCAAAAGAUGUAUGGUUUAAUAAUUGGUUGGUAUUGAAACAGAUGGCUUAAUAUGUACAUUUAUUUCGUUGUUUGAUCAGUUUAGAUGAAGGAUCAAAUUAAGAGAUGAGGUUUUGUGGCGGAAUCAUGAAAAGAUGAACCAUUGGAAGGAAUCCUAACAACCUAAUUAGAAGAAAAGUUAUGGAGGACAGAACGUUUAUCACAUAUCCAAGCGCCCAAGGAAAAAAAUUGGUGACUGGGAUUAUUUUCAAAGAUAAAAUCAUGCAAAACUUUAUCAUAGAGUGUUUGAUUUAGAAAAAUAAGCUUGUAAAUGCGUAUUGAAAUAAGAGGAUAAAUUGGAUAUUGGAGAAAUUAAAACUCGAGUAGCGAGACAGCGAAUUGCAGGAAAUGCUCACAAGAGAAGGAAAACACUUGAAGUUAAUUGAAACGGGUUAUAAGAGCGUGAUGGAAUAUUGGCUGAUAUGUUCCGCCUCUGUUCAGUUGCAUUUUCUCUCACAGUGAAAACAGAUUUGUGUUGAAAAUUUGAAAUUAUGUUGUAAAAAAACUACUUCAUGAAUGAUAAUAUAAGACUUUAAUAAUCUGAAGUUAAAUGUUUACAAUUAUUAUUCUUUGCAUGAAGAUCCUGAAACUCGUUGAAUAUUGGGUAAAUGAAUUGGUUAUUGAAAUCUCGUCUGGCAUAUGAUUGAAUCUGGAUUAUAUUAAUGGACGGAACCAUGCCUGGGAUAUGUAUUAGUUAAAUUGUUAUUUUUUUUAACUCUUUAAUUCAAUGUCAGCCUGAAGAAAGUGUUAAAUCUGAAGUGCUGAAAGUUUAUAUGGUAUGAUAUAAGAAUUUAACAAACAAUGUCUGGAUUAUCUGGAAUCGGAGUAUUUUGGGCGUUUUCGUCCUUUGUUUCUUCUGUAAUAUUGUGUGUCGGGUUCUUUAUGCCUCAUUGGAUAACAGGACAAAUGUUUAUUCAACACAUUGGAAAAUCUGGACAAACUGUUCCAGUACAGUUUGGUAUAUUCCGUCGGUGUAACUAUCCGGCGAUAAAUGCCCACGGUGAACUUACGGUGGUACUCGAAUGUGGCCGGUAUACGACAUUUACGGACAUUCCUAGCACAUCAUGGCAGAUAGCCACUCUUGUGAUUGGGAUGGCAUGUGGGAUUUGUAUGCUUGUCUCAUUGACGGCUUUGUUUGGUAUAUGCGUGAAGGGCGUGGUAAUCCCGACUGUGGCGCGAUCGGCGGGAAUUCUUCAAAUGUGUUCAGGUUUAUUAAUGGCUACUGGUGUGGGCAUAUAUCCAAAUGGUUGGGAUAGCCCCGAGGUGCAGCAAGCCUGUGGAAAUGCUUCCAAAUCUUAUCACCUAGGUGACUGUUCAUUAUCUUGGUGUUUCUACAUGACCUCUGUAGGAAUAGGGGUUACCCUAAUGUGCUCAGCUCUUGCUUUCCAUGCGCCUAAACGGAAACAGGUCGUAACAGGAUAUGCUCUGUAGCUUACAAGUAUCAAAUGGACGCUAAACUCUGCGCCGAGUCUUCACUGAUCUCAGUUUAAAAUAUACAUGUAUAUCGAAUUAUACACGGAGACUAUUACCAUAUAAAAUGAUAUGUAAAUUUGACGUUUGUUAAUGCUAAUUUUAAUGUUAGUUCAAUGACGAAGUAAAAAUUUGCGUCGACUUGAAGACAGAGAGUGCAAUAUGUUCUGAAAGAGGAAAAUGCGCCUGUGAUUGACAUGAUAGGUUAUGGGCUUCAAAAGCCUGACAAGAAACUUGAAACUUAGUGAAUUAUUGUCUGUGAUGUUUUACAAAUGUACUUAUACUCAUUUUAUUGUAACAGAACAUAGUCACCGACUUAAACAUCUAACAGUUAAGUAGCUUAGUAUGUCAAAUCUGUUAUGUAAUGCUCGCUUGAACUAUUUUGGAAUUGCUCUCCACGAUUUCAUGUAUUCCACGAUACAUUUGUGUUAUCUAUAUCUUUAAACCAAUUUCAGUAAUCAUCUCAUUGUUAAAUUGUUUGUAGAUAUUAAUAGAAUGACAAUAUAGGGCAAGUCUUAUGAAUGAAAUAAUUUGUAAAGACAAGACUAUAAGUUUGUUCCACAGGCACCAGUAUCGGACCUGGGACAAAAAUAUGUUUGUUUUCAUCCUAAAUGAGUUAAAAAUGAAAAAUAUGUAGUGAAAUAUGAGCCCCCAUCAAAAUAUACAUAUGUCUACUGAAGGCCAGAAUCUCGA